AUGAAAGUUGAAAACAAAUUACGAGACAAAAUAUAUAAACGGAUUUUAAAUAAAAAAGGAGAAGAAGAUGGAGAAGGAGGAAUAGAUUUCAAUAAAUUAGUUGAGUCCAAUGUUGAAAAGUUAGAUAUAAAUGAAAAUGAUAAAAAUUUGAUAAAAACAAAAUGGGUUAAUAUAUUAAAAAGGAAUGCUGAAAAAUAUGGGAAAGUAUCAGAUGGUAAUAAGAUCAAAAUAUAUAAUACAGGAUAUUCAUGUUUUAAAAAUAUAUUAAAAUCUAUAGAUAAAUGUAAAAAAAGAGUUUGGUUUGAAUCUUAUAUAUUUGAUGAUUCCGAUUUUGCUGAACAAGUAGUAAAUAGUUUAUGUAAUGCAUCGAAAAGAGGAUGUGAUGUUAUUUUAUUAGUCGACUAUAUUGGAAGUUUAAAAUUGAAAACUAAAUGGGUUAAUGAACUUAAAGAAAAUAAUGUUAAUGUUAUAUUUUUUAAUACAUUCUUAAAUUCAUUCUUAAAUAUAUUACCUAUAUUUUUUCGAGAUCAUAGAAAAAUUAUUAUUCUUGACGACUCAGCAUAUUGUGGGUCUAUGAAUGUUUCAGAAAAUGUCAUACCAAACAUUUCAAAUAUUAUUAAAACUGAUAAAAAUGAAAAAGUACUUGAUAUUGAAAAGGGGUAUCAACAUGAUGAUGCAUUAACUGAUAACGAGCAAGAAACAUUUACAAAUGGUGUAUUGGGAAAACAAAAUAAAUGUUUAGAAUAUUAUGAUCUUCAUAUUAAAUUAAAAGGACCAGCAGUAAAAGAUUUAGCAGAUGUAUUUAUAGAUUCUCUAAAAAUGGCAAAUACAGAUAUUAUACGUGAACCUAUAGAAAACCAAAAAAAAUAUGACGAUGAUGAUUCUUCAUGCUAUGUACAAGUACUAGAAUCAAAUGUGUUAAGAAAAGUUAAAUCAAUUCAAUCUUCCUUUGAAUAUAUUAUAAAAAAUGGAGCUACUAAUAAUAUAUAUAUUACAACUAGCUAUUUUUUACCUCCAGGAUUUUUAAGACGAGCUUUAUUUUAUGCUUUAUCAAAUGGCGUAAAUAUUUCUUUUCUAUUCUCUGGAAAUUCAGAUAUUUUUGGUGAUGUACCAGCCACAUAUUAUAUCAUUAAAAAAUUUUUGAAAAAAUUUAGCAAAGAAAAAGAAAAACCACUACAUUACGACUCACCAAGUGAUCCUGAAAAAGUGUACGAUAUCGAGAACAGACUUAUAAAUAAAUAUCAUAGUGAUAUACAUUCAAAAAAAGAUAAACUAUUAAAAUGGAAAAAAAUUAAUUUUAAUGAUUUUAAAAAACAUGUAGAACAUAAAUUUGGAGAUAAUUUAUUACUAAGAAAUAAAAAUAAAGGAACUAGCGAAUUUUAUUUUUUUGAAAAUAAACAUUGUCAUGCAAAAAAUAUUGUUGUUGAUAAUUUGUGGUGUUCUAUUGGUUCAUUUAAUUGGGAUCGAUUUUCAUCAAGACGGAAUUUAGAAGUUAUGGUAUCUAUUUUUGACAAAAAUAUAUCUGAUAAAUUUAUUAAAGAACAUGAAGAAAAAAAAUUAUAUAAUUCAAAACAAAUAACAUUAUCAAAUAUAAAUAAUAGAAACGUCUUUCAAAUUUUAUUUAGCUAUUGUGCAUAUCAUAUUGGAAAACUUACUGGAAAAAAUAUACUCGAUGGUCUAUCUAAUAAUAAUAAAAAAACAAUUCUUCGAAAAGCCAUCGUAAAUAAAUAUCUUUCAGACAACUGUAUCGAACACAUCUCUUUAAACAUGAUGUGGGGGACGUAA
This is a messenger RNA of Plasmodium vinckei vinckei, 1785 nucleotides long. RefSeq names its product mitochondrial cardiolipin synthase, putative. Bases 1 to 1785 code for a protein of 594 amino acids. Gene Ontology annotation, molecular function: catalytic activity. The record is from RefSeq and is a predicted model, not a curated record. Lineage: Eukaryota; Apicomplexa; Aconoidasida; Haemosporida; Plasmodiidae. The transcript has a single exon.